ACUGCCGCAAAACAGCUGCGGCUGUCGUGCAGUGCACAAUACUUCCACUGUAUUGAAGAAAAUAGCAUACUUCUGCACACAGUGGUUUAGGGAGCAGAACGGAAAAUAAAACCAUAAAGAUACAUCAUGUCUAUAAGGGAUAUGAUGUAAAAUGACACCAGCUGGUUCACCGAUGUAAGGAUGGACUUUAACAGGACUGUUUUGGUGACAGGAGGCUCUGGAUUCAUAGGGUCGCAUCUCGUGGCUUCACUGGUCACUAGACACUCAGACUGGAGAGUUAUUAAUCUGGAUAUUUUAGACUACUGCUGCAGCUCCAGGAGUCUGGAGAGCAUUGAGGACAGAGCAAACUACACCUUCAUCCGGGGAGACGUGUGCAACUCACGGCUGGUAAACCACAUUUUCCGCACAGAAAACAUUGAUGUGAUCUUUCACCUGGCGGCUAAAACGCACGUCGAGUCCUCGUUUGAAUCGCCGUCCAGUUUUCAACGCGUCAACAUCGAUGGAACAGGCGUUUUACUGGGAGCCGCCCAUCAGGCCCAACACCAGCCACAGUGCUUCAUCUACGUCAGCACGGAUGAAGUCUAUGGAGCCAGUCUGGACCAGGUGUUUGACGAGACCAGUCCACUGAGACCGUCCAACCCAUAUUCUGCCACUAAAGCAGCUGCCGAAUACCUGGUUAGAUCCUACUGGGACAAACAUAAGUUUCCAAUCAUCAUUACCAGGAGCAACAACAUCUACGGGCCGAGACAGUACACUGAAAAGGUCAUUCCGAGGUUUCUCACCCUCCUGCAAAUGGACAAGAAAUGCACCAUCCAGGGAAGCCUCCCUAAAUCGCGACACUUCUUGCAUGUUGAUGAUGCUGUCAGUGCCUUCCUGCUGCUUCUGGAGAAAGGGAUUGUGGGAGAGAUCUACAACGUGGGCACCAGCUGUGAGAUUCCUAUCAUCCAGUUGGCCAGGGAGUUAGUUCAAAUGGUUAAAAAUGUGCCAGACUCUGACGUAAAUGAUUGGCUGGAGUUUGUGCCUGACAGGCCGCGGGUCGACCUGCGCUACCCCAUUAAAUGUGAGAAGCUGCAGCAGCUGGGCUGGAGAGCUGAGGUGUCCUGGGCUGAAGGCAUCAGACAGACCGUCAAAUGGUACCAUGACAACCCAGAUUUCUGGAGAGAAGCGAUCGAGAACCAAGGACCAAUCAGCAGCAAGUCUCAUUAGAUUAUCAACAACUAAGUGGCUCAGGUGUGUUUGACUGACUGGACACAAGUCACUGUAUUUCACGUUAGCAUAGCACAGAGGUCACUAUGGCUGAAUUAGGGCUCACAUAAAAAACCCAUACCCAAACCCAUUCCUCUCAGCUGUCUGAGGAUUGUUUCUUUAACAAAGCAAAGUUUCAAAUGGAAAAGAAAGCACUUUAUCCCGAUGAUUAUGAUGUAGCUGAAGUUGUGGUCUUAUCUGCUCAGCCGGUUCAUUGUUUUAGAUCAAUACACAGGCAUGAAAUGAAACAUGACAUACUGUAAUCUGACUAAACCGGCUUUAGACUUUGCUGCAAUUGUGUCAAGUUGCCAGAUCAUUGUCAGGAGUGUGUGGAUUUAUGUAUUACAGACACGUCUCAGACAUGACAGCUGUAAAGGGUUUUCUUUUUCCCCCAUUAUCUCACUUCCUUUGUUGCGCUUUCUCCAAAAUUCAACUCUAGCAGCUUGUGAUCAGCUGAAAACAGGAGGGAUACAUUAAUUACAGUCACUGUAGCAAUGAGGCUCAGAGAAUUCAAAUAAUGCCAUUUGCUGCAUCAACCUGUUUCACUGUAUGUACCAAAGACCUCAGGAAGCUUUCAUGUCAAGUAGAAAGCAGUUGGUUUCUUGUAUUCAUGAAGCCUCAGCAAAAAGAAACACAUGAAGGAAGUCAUGAAGUGCAAUAAAAAGCCUUAUUUCCAACAGCUCACUAGCUUCUAAAACCAGCUGUGCAGGUUUUAGUUUUAAUCCUAAUUGUUUAUUAUAUAUAAUUAAGAAUAAGAAUAAACAGUCAGGGGUUUGUUUUAUACAUAGAUACAUAUCAUGUUAUAGAAUGUAUUUCCUGCUAAUAAACGUGUUUAGCAACUA
Messenger RNA from Betta splendens (Siamese fighting fish), 2087 nucleotides. RefSeq names its product dTDP-D-glucose 4,6-dehydratase-like. The transcript has 12 exons. The record is from RefSeq and is a predicted model, not a curated record. The coding region runs from base 181 to 1206 and encodes 341 amino acids. NCBI's taxonomy places the organism in Eukaryota, Metazoa, Chordata, Actinopteri, Anabantiformes, Osphronemidae. Gene Ontology annotation, biological process: nucleotide-sugar metabolic process. Gene Ontology annotation, molecular function: dTDP-glucose 4,6-dehydratase activity.